CUUUAUCAUCCUUCGCCCAUUCAAACACACCAACGCCAUUGUAGCUGCUUCUUCAGUGAACCCCCAGCUGGGAGGAAAAUGGGUGUGAUUUCACGGAAGAUAUUUCCAGCAUGUGUAAACAUGUGUGUUUGCUGUCCUUCUCUAAGAUCACGUUCUAGACAGCCUGUGAAGAGAUACAAGAAACUACUUGCAGAAAUCUUUCCCAAAUCACCUGGAGGCUCUCCAAAUGAACGGAAGAUUGCUAAAUUGUGUGAAUAUGCUGCUAAAAACCCUUUCCGUAUCCCCAAAAUUGCAAAAUAUCUUGAAGAAAGAUGCUACAAGGAGCUGCGGUUAGACCAUGUUGAGCUGGUUAAUGUCAUUACGGAGGUGUAUAGUAAGUUGAUUUGCAUGUGCAAAGAGCAAAUGGCAUAUUUUGCUGUCAAUCUGCUGAAUGUUUCUAUUGAACUUUUGGAUGAUUCUAAACGAGAUACCGUCCAGAUAAUCGGAUGCCAAACCCUAACUAGAUUCAUCUAUAGUCAGGUGGAUGGAACUUAUACGUAUAAUCUUGAAAAUAUAGUUCAAAAGGUUUGUAUGCUAGCCCGCAAACCUGAGGAAGAAGACGAAAAAACACGAUUGAGGGCAGCAAGCUUGCAAUGCCUUUCAGCCAUGAUUUGGUUUAUGACGGAGUUCUCACAUAUAUUUGUUGAUUUUGAUGAGAUUGUACAUGUCACUUUAGGUAACUAUGAACCUAAUACAAACAAUGAACAAGAUGAUGAUCGAGGGGAAGCACACCAUAAUUGGGUAGAUGAAGUGGUUAGAUGUGAAGCGAGGGGGCCUGGCAUCGAAACCGACUCCAGCUACAUGCUUGUCAAACCACGGGCAGAAAAGAAAGAUCCUUCCCUUUUGACGAGAGAGGAGGCUGAGACACCAAAAGUAUGGGCGCAAAUUUGCGUUCAAAGAAUGGUAGAACUUGCCAAAGAAAGUACAACAAUGCGUCGAAUACUAGAUCCAAUGUUUGUCUAUUUUGAUACUAAUCGACAAUGGGUUCCUCCUCAUGGGCUAGGCUUGAUCGUUCUAUCUGACAUGGCCUACUUUUUAGAGAACCCAGAGAACCAACAGUUGAUAUUAGCUUCGGUUGUUCACCAUUUGGACCACAAAAAUGUUUCACAUGAUCCGGAAUUGAAAUCAUAUGUCAUACAGACCACGACUGCUUUGGCUUGGCAAGUUAGGUCUGAAGUUGCACUCAAAGAUAUUGGAUUUGUGAGUGAUCUCUGCAGGCAUUUGAGGAAAAGCCUUCAGGCAACUGUUGAAUCGGUUGGGGAACAAGAGUUAAGCUUGAAUACUUUUCUCCAAUCCUCAAUAGAAGAUUGCUUACUCAAAAUAGCCAAAGGGAUUGCUGAUGCACGCCCUCUGUUUGACGUGAUGUCAACAACACUGGAGAAACUGCCUUCGAGUAGUAUCGUUGCCAGGGCAACUACUGGAUCGAUGAUUAUUCUUGCCCACAUGAUUGUCGUAGCAUCUGUUUCCUCAAGCUCACAGCAGGUGUUUCCAGAGGGUCUUCUUCUUCAACUUUUGAAAUUAAUGCUGCAUCCAGAUGUUGAAAUCCGUUUGAGCGGGCAUCAAAUUUAUUCCGUUCUUCUCAUCCCAAGUUCUAAUCAUUUGAGACGUGACGCUUCUAAUCAUACAAGAAGAUGGAGUUCUGAUACUGCAUCCGUGUUUGCCUCGGUUACAUCUUUGCUCGACAAGCUUCGGAGAGAAAAAGAUGGAACGGAGGCUGAGAAACGUGAAGUUUGUAUUCAGGAUGUGUGGGGCCACAAGAAAUCCCCCAACUUUCAGAAAAUUAGCUCGAUCACAGCCGGAGAAUUAACAUUGUCUGAUGCAGAGCAAUCUGUUAUGAAGUUUAGCGAGGAUCAAAUAACUCAAUUAUUGUCCGCCUUCUGGAUACAAGCCAAUCUUCUUGAUAACAGUCUUCAAAAUAUCGAGGCUCUAGCUUAUUCUUUCUGCUUAACGCUCAUUUCAUUGCGGCUUAGGAACCCCACUGAUAAUCUCGUGGUUCGCAUCUUCCAAAUUCCCCUGUCACUAUGGAAGAUGUUGUUGGAUCAUAGCAAUGGAAUGUUAUAUCCGGCACACCAAAGAUCACUUCUUACAUUGUCGACUGCAAUGCUGAUGUUUGCGGCCAAGAUGUAUCAGAUUCCUGAUAUUGCUGAUGUAUUUCAGCCAAUGCUUAAAUCUGACGUCGAUAACUACUUGGGUAUCAGUGAUGACUUCCAAGUUUAUGUGAAGCCUCAGGCAGAUGUAAAUGAAUAUUGUUCCGACCACGAUAAUCAAGCGGCUGCUUCCCUUCUUGUUGAGUUGCAAAGCAAGAUGUUCAAGUCUUAUGAGAUAAUUGUUGAUAUUUUAGUCCGCAAAUUAUCUAAAGUAACGGAGAUGGAGGCAGAAGAAUUACGUAUUCAGUUGUUGGAAACUUUCAUGCCUGAUGAUGCAACGUUCGGUCCAGAGUCGAUGCUUCAUUUGGAUCAGUAUCAUAGAGUUGCUCAUUCAAAAGAAUCCCUUUCUUUUGACACGGACUUUCCUACAAAUUCACUAGUUGAGGAUGAUGCAACAAGUGAAUCAUCUGUUUCGGAUCUUUCCCGCUUUAUAUCUAAAUCUCCUACGCCAAGCUCAAUGUCUCAUGUUAUUAGCAUCCGACAGCUUCUUGAUUCAGCACUAGAAGCAGCUGGUCAAGUGGCGGGCGCAUCUGUCUCCACUUCUCCCCUUCCAUUCAGCGCCAUGGCUGGGCAGUGUGAGGCCCUGGGCACAGAUUCAAGAAAAAAGCUGUCGAGUUGGCUUUCUUCUGCAAACGUUGAUACAAAAGCAGCAGCAGCAGCAGCAACAAGUGCAGAUAUGGGUGGCAGUCGGAAUUCAAACGUCAUCAAGAUUCUGCAGGGUGAAGAUGGAAUGAAUGGUCUGAGGCUACCACCUGCCAGCCCUUUUGAUAACUUUCUGAAAGCAGCUAGAUAUGAUGCUUAGAAAUAGCAGCAGAUGAAAUGUAAGAAUGAAGUUGAUUCACCCUAUAUCUAGGACCUUGUUGUAUGAAUAUUUUCUCUUAUUUUUAGGGGUGUUUAUUGCUUUGGUUUUUUACUUGUAUGAGAAUAUUUACUUCCCAAAAGAGUCGUUGAGAAGC
Messenger RNA from Cynara cardunculus var. scolymus (artichoke), 3142 nucleotides. Its product is annotated as protein EFR3 homolog B. The coding region runs from base 79 to 2988 and encodes 969 amino acids. Lineage: Eukaryota; Viridiplantae; Streptophyta; Magnoliopsida; Asterales; Asteraceae. The transcript is spliced from 20 exons. The record is from RefSeq and is a predicted model, not a curated record.